AUGGAGAAAAGUGCAGUUGAUUUGAAAAUUGUGAGGGCCUUAUGUGCUAGUGGGAUUCCAUUUAAUGUUUUGUGGAAUUCUCAAUUUCGUGACAUGGUAAACGCAUUAAGAAAGGCACCUGAAGGUUAUAAAGCGCCAUCAAGUGAGAAAGUAAGAACUGUUUUACUAGACGAAUAUGUUAGAGAUGUUGAGAAAGACUUGAUACCCUUUAAAAAAACAUGGUCUUCACACGCUAUUUCUAUUGUAUCUAAUGGGUGGUCAAACAUAAAACAUAAACCAUUGCUCAAUGUGCUUGCUGUAAACAGUCGAGGUUCUAUGUUUAUGUAUGCCACUGAUUUUUCUGGAGUUGAGAAAACAGGUAAAGCAAUUGCUCAAUUUCUAAGCCAAGCACUUGAUUCUGUCGCCCCAAGUAAUGUUCUCAGUGUUAUAACGGACAAUGUCGCCAAUUGUAAAGUUGUCGGAAAGGAAGUGGAAAACAUGUACAAACAUAUUUUUUGGUCGUCAUGUUGUGUUCAUACCUUAAACCUGGUUUUUAAAGAUUUUGAAAGCGAAUUUAUUUGGUUAGAGGACACAUAUAAAAAGGGGAAAACGAUUGUCAAAUAUUUUCUGAAUCAUAGACAUGCUUUGUCCAUUUUUAGAGAGACUUCAAAAUUGGAGCUUUUAAAGGUUGCAAAAACCCGAUUUGCUUCUCAAUAUGUUUUGUCGAAGAGGUUAUUCAUUUGUAGAGAGGCACUAUCUACAACAACUGCUCGUAAUUCGUGGAGAGAUUGGGUGAAACACGACGAUGAACACACUAGAACAACUGGACAACUUGUUGUUAAUCAUAUAAGAGAUGAGGACUUUUGGGUCGAAGUUGAAAAUAUUUUACGCAUCACGAAGCCAAUUUAUCGGUUUAUCAAAUUUUUUGAUGGUGAAGGCUCGAAAAUGGGCGAAAUUUAUGAAAAGAUGGAUAAUAUGUUGGGGGAAUACAAGAUGUGA
Lactuca sativa (garden lettuce) is the source of this 978-nucleotide messenger RNA. RefSeq lists its product as uncharacterized. NCBI's taxonomy places the organism in Eukaryota, Viridiplantae, Streptophyta, Magnoliopsida, Asterales, Asteraceae. The record is from RefSeq and is a predicted model, not a curated record.